AGAUGGAAGAGGUUCAGACAAAGCCGCGGGAGUACUUUAUAGUGUACCCCAUGGUCCUCAUUAUGACAUACUGGCAUAUCGGAGCGAUGUACGGACUGUACUUAUUGUGUUUCAAUUCUGUGAAGUGGGCUACAUUAUUACUCAACUUCCUAUUAUACGUGGCAACGUGUUGGGGCAUUGGUGCCGGCACUCACCGCCUGUUCUGCCACCGCGCUUACAAAGCGAAUUACCCGCUGCAGGUCUUGCUCAUGCUGUUCCACACUUUCGGCUGCCAGUCUACUGUCAUCAACUGGGCUAGAGACCACAGAUUACACCACAAGUACACAGACACGGAUGCCGAUCCAUACAACUCCAAAAGGGGAUUCUUUUACUCCCACAUCGGCUGGUUACUGGUGAAAAAGCAUCCAGAACUUAUUGAGAAAGGAAAAACUAUAGACUUAUCGGAUUUAUAUGAGAAUCCUGUGUUGAGCUUUCAAAAGAAAUAUUACGUCGCUCUCAGCCUUUUACUAGCCUUCAUACUACCGUCGCUCAUACCAGUGAUCUUCUGGCAGGAAGCCUUGAUCAACUCAUAUCAUUUAUCUCUUGCCCGUAUAGUAAUUGGUUCCCAUUUCGUAUUCUCCAUCAAUAGCGUUGCACACAUAUUCGGCAACAAACCUUAUGACAAAGACAUAUCACCAACUACUAAUGUCACGUUAUCCGUACUCACUUUUGGAGAGGGCUACCAUAACUACCAUCAUGUUUUUCCUUUCGAUUAUAGAACAUCGGAAUUUGGCAAUAACUAUUUGAAUUUUUCAACGAAAUUCAUUGAUUUCUGCGCGUGGAUCGGAUGGGCGUAUGACUUGAAACAUGUUUCUGAUGAUAUUAUUGAGAAGAGAGCGAAGAAAACUGGAGAUGGAAGCGAUUUGUGGGGGCGAGUCCAGACAAAAACUAAAGGAUGAUUUAA
Cydia amplana is the source of this 943-nucleotide messenger RNA. Its product is annotated as acyl-CoA Delta(11) desaturase-like. The record is from RefSeq and is a predicted model, not a curated record. Gene Ontology annotation, molecular function: iron ion binding; stearoyl-CoA 9-desaturase activity. Gene Ontology annotation, biological process: unsaturated fatty acid biosynthetic process. Gene Ontology annotation, cellular component: endoplasmic reticulum membrane. The transcript has 4 exons. The coding region runs from base 3 to 938 and encodes 311 amino acids. Lineage: Eukaryota; Metazoa; Arthropoda; Insecta; Lepidoptera; Tortricidae.